This is a messenger RNA of Jaculus jaculus (lesser Egyptian jerboa), 2769 nucleotides long. RefSeq names its product SRY-box transcription factor 12 (gene Sox12). Bases 9 to 968 code for a protein of 319 amino acids. The record is from RefSeq and is a predicted model, not a curated record. Gene Ontology annotation, biological process: cell differentiation; negative regulation of transcription by RNA polymerase II; positive regulation of transcription by RNA polymerase II. The transcript has a single exon. Lineage: Eukaryota; Metazoa; Chordata; Mammalia; Rodentia; Dipodidae. Gene Ontology annotation, molecular function: DNA-binding transcription factor activity, RNA polymerase II-specific; RNA polymerase II cis-regulatory region sequence-specific DNA binding.
CAGGCGCGAUGGUGCAGCAGCGGGGCGCGCGGGCUAAGCGGGACGGCGGGCCAUCGCCCCCGGGGCCCGGACCGACUGAAGAAGGGGCGCGCGAGCCCGGUUGGUGCAAGACCCCGAGCGGCCACAUCAAGAGGCCGAUGAACGCGUUCAUGGUGUGGUCGCAGCACGAACGGCGGAAGAUCAUGGACCAGUGGCCCGACAUGCACAACGCCGAGAUCUCCAAGCGCCUGGGCCGCCGCUGGCAGCUGCUGCAGGACUCGGAGAAGAUCCCGUUCGUGCGGGAGGCGGAGCGGCUGCGCCUCAAGCACAUGGCCGACUACCCGGACUACAAGUACCGGCCUCGCAAGAAGAGCAAGGGGGCGCCCGCCAAGGCGCGGCCCCGCCCCCCCGGAGGAGGAGGAGGAGGCGGCGGCGGCGGCGGUAGCCGGCUGAAACCUGGGCCGCAGCUGCCGGGGCGCGGGGGCCGCCGAGCGGCGGGAGGGCCUUUGGGGGGCGGCGCGGCGGCGCCGGAGGAUGACGAUGAGGACGACGACGAGGAGCUGCUGGAAGUGCGCCUGGUGGAGACCCCCGGACGGGAGCUGUGGAGGAUGGUCCCGGCGGGACGAGCCACCCGGGGCCAAGCGGAGCGCGCCCAGGGACCGUCCGGCGAAGGGGUGGCUGCCACUGCCGCCUCCCCGACACUGUCGGAGGACGAGGAACCUGAGGAAGAGGAGGAGGAGGCCACCACCGCGGAGGAAGGCGAAGAGGAGAGGGUGGCGUCCGGGGAGGAGCCGCUGGGCUUUCUGUCCAGGAUGCCCCCGGUCGCCGCUGGCCUGGACUGCAGCGCCCUGGACCGCGACCCAGACCUGCUGCCCCCGUCUGGCACGUCCCACUUCGAGUUCCCGGACUACUGCACCCCCGAGGUUACCGAGAUGAUCGCGGGGGACUGGCGCCCGUCUAGUAUCGCCGACCUGGUUUUCACCUACUGAGCCCACCGUCAGCGGGGCGCGCACGCCCCCAAACCAGCUGUUUACAUACAGGAAUCAGGUAUUGGGGCCCCUCGGAGGCCGAGGCUGGCACCCCAUCUCCCGCGCAGCCUCCCCCCCUCCUAGUUGUGCCCAUCCCCCCCUCAGAUCCAGACAUACCCCUCCCCCGCAGACACACCCCAAGGCAACCCAACUCCCACUCUUUCCCUGACAACCAAGCCCCUCCCCAUCCAGUCCCAUCCCGCGUAGCCACCAGCAGCCAGCCCCCCCUCUCGGUGACACCUCCCGCACCCCGUUACAUACCUGCGCCCCUCCCCCCACUUUGCACACGCCCCUCCUCGUGGCCGGACGACACGCCCCCUCGCUCGGGAACCCCUCCGCCCUCACCCAGUCUGCCUUGCUGGUUCGUGGGGGGAGCUGCUGCCCAGCGCGCUUCUCCCUUGUCCCUCCCCCCACCUCGAGAGCGCGAGGCCCCACCCUUCGACUUGGGCCCGCCCCUUCUCGCGCAUGCUUGAUGCUACUUAAGAGGGGGCUGGUCCCAGCCGAACUGCAUGCCUCUUGUCUCCGACUCCGGAAAGGAGGGGGCGAAUGUUGAGCGAUCCUUAGAAAUCCUUUGAUCCUGGAGCCCGUGGCUUUCUCUCGACCUAUCGGGGCGUCACUGCCUUAAUGGGAGGAGCACUCAAAGGGAGAGAAAGAAAAUAGCUGGCCCGCAGGGUUAGUUAGAGCUUGAAACUCUCCCAAGUGGCGCGACCCCUUUUCUCUGAUGGGGUCACCCAUGCCCACCACCACCUCGACCGCAUGACUGCCUUUACAGUCCAUCUUGGUCCCCGAAAACUUCCUUUUCUUUAAGUGAGAACUUGGGGUUUGGGUCUUUGGAAAUCCACCAAGAAGUGACUGUCCAAGAAAACUCAGAACCAAGACACCUACCAGUCUGGGGACAGGGUCCCCUCUGCUCCUUCCCCCUUCUCCUCGGGAAGCGCCCUAUCAGCUCAGGGCACCCUCUCAGCCUGGGCUCCUCCCUAAAGCCCACCGCCCCUUCCUAUCACCCAAAUCCAUUCUCAACAAUCACAGCUACAGUAUUCUGUGGGAGAAACUGAGGCAUCUUGGCGUUAGGGUUUAGGGCUGAGGCGCACGGGCUAAACUGUUUUGAGAGCGACCCAGCCCUGGAGACAGAAUGGUUGAGUGGAAGUAGACUGCGCCUCAGACUUCCCUUGAGUGAAAAGAGAUGGCACUGUCAGGAAGUUGUGUCCAGUUCAGGGUGCCUUCCAGAUCCUUGCCCCGUGCCGGUUCCCCUUCGCCCAGUGUCCCCGCUCGAGCCCCGCCCCUCCGGCCUCCCCACCACCAUCCCCCUCUGCCCUCACUACCUGUAUCUCACCGGCCGUGUGUUCACCCUCUGGGUGGUUCACACACACUCAUUCACACACACAAAUCUCAGGAACAAACGGUCCCAGAGUCCUCCGCGACCCUUGCCCAGGGUCUCUGCAAGAGGUCUCUGCCCCACGCGUUCCCUUCGCUGACAAAGCCACCAGCUGCCUCCUUUAAGCUUGGUGCUCCGGCUCUGGGCCUUUCUUGCGCUCUUUAUUCUUUUUCUUUUCCUUUUUUUUUUUUAAGAAAAUAAUAACAAAAAAGACAAUGAAAAAAAAAAACGGAAAACGUCAUGUGAGUGAAGAGAUGUCACUGUCUGUGGUCUUGGAGAACUAGUCUCGUAGCUGAGGGGAAGGGUCCCUCCAUCUGGGGCACUGGCACCCACAGCAGGACUUCGCCAGUCUGAUGCCAGGACUGAAUAAAAGUGUAUUUGCCCCGA